Messenger RNA from Condylostylus longicornis, 1649 nucleotides. It is a transcript of the gene Phm, whose product is annotated as peptidylglycine alpha-hydroxylating monooxygenase. The record is from RefSeq and is a predicted model, not a curated record. NCBI's taxonomy places the organism in Eukaryota, Metazoa, Arthropoda, Insecta, Diptera, Dolichopodidae. Bases 202 to 1278 code for a protein of 358 amino acids. Gene Ontology annotation, cellular component: membrane; extracellular region. Gene Ontology annotation, biological process: peptide metabolic process. The transcript is spliced from 5 exons. Gene Ontology annotation, molecular function: oxidoreductase activity, acting on paired donors, with incorporation or reduction of molecular oxygen, reduced ascorbate as one donor, and incorporation of one atom of oxygen; copper ion binding.
UUUACGUCAAUCAUUAGAAAUAGUUCUGAAAUUUUAAUCAAAUACCUGUGUUUUUUUUUUGAAAAUUUUAUGUAGAUGAAUUCAAACAAUUUAAAAUAAGAUCUAAGCUUUAAUAUGAACUCAGUGUUAAACCAACACUGUGAAAAAAUUGAACCUCAAGCAUAUCACAAUAAAACAAUUUUUUAAUAUAAAUUCAAAAAAAUGGAAUUUACAAAUUUAGUAUACUUUUUCUGUAUAACAUUUGCUACUGGAUUUCAAUUAUCAACAAAUACAAAUUCAAUUCAGGAUGAAAAUAAUUAUUCUAUCGGAAAAUUUCCAUUUCUAAUGCCAAAUGUUCAACCAACCAAACCAGAAACGUAUCUUUGCACUCCAGUAAAAAUAGAUCCUACAAAGAGUUAUUACAUAACUGCAUAUGAACCCAAUGCAACCAUGGAUACAGCACAUCACAUGUUAAUAUACGGCUGCCAGGAACCCGGUUCUGAAAAUCCUGUUUGGAAUUGUGGUGAAAUGGCAUCUUCCAAUUCAGAAGAAGAGACAGCGAGCCCUUGUUCAACAAGAUCUCAUUCUCAAAUUUUGUAUGCCUGGGCAAGAGAUGCUCCAAAACUAUACCUACCAGAUGGUGUCGGUUUUAAGAUUGGUAAAGAUUCACCUAUCAAAUAUAUGGUCUUACAAGUUCAUUAUGCUCACGUUGAAAAAUUUUUAACGGAAAAUAAAAGGGACGAUUCUGGAGUAGUUAUAGACUAUACUACAAAAUCAUUGAAUAAAUUAGCCGGGGUAUUAUUAUUAGGAACGAGUGGUGUUAUACCACCAACAAGUACAGAACAUAUGGAAACUGCCUGUGAAAUUACUGAGAAAAAGACAAUAUAUCCUAUAGCCUAUCGCACACAUACACACAAUUUAGGUAAAGUUGUGUCUGGAUAUCGUGUUAGACAAGAUAACACGGGAAAAGAUGAAUGGACUCUUUUGGGAAAGCGUGAUCCACUUACACCCCAAAUGUUUUACCCUGUGGAAAAUACGGAACCUAUUCUUUAUGGAGAUCAAAUUGCGGCGCGUUGCACUAUGGUUAGUAAUAGGCAUCGCUUUACAAGGAUUGGAAAAACUAAUGAGGACGAAAUGUGCAACUUCUACCUUAUGUAUUACGUAGUUGAUACAGAACCCCUUGAUAUGAAGUAUUGCUUCAGUCCGGGACCACCAGGUUACUAUUGGAACAACCCAGAUACAGGCCUUAAUAACAUUCCGGAUUAUGAAGCAAGUCAUUUGGACGAUGUAAAAGUGUAAAAUCUGUUAUCAAUAUUAAGGACGUAACAUCAAGUAGAAAACGAUUAAAAAAUUUGGAAAAGAAGCAAAUGUUUUAAAAGCAAUUGCAUCAAAACAAACUAUAAAAUCAAUUGAAUGUGAUUAAACAAAGUUACUUAAAUGAAAAUAAAUAUUCAACAAAAAAAAUAUAUAUAUAAAUAGAAAAAUAAAGAAAGAGUAUAAUAUAGUUAAAAAUUAUAGUAAAUAUAUUUAUACUAUUUACACAAUGUAAUAUCUGUAUAUGAAAAAUAUAAAUGUGAAUCUCUAUCUAUUUUAGAAAAGUAAAAACUAGAUGAAAGAGUCAAUGUAUAUACGCGUAAACCAGAUGUCUAUUUUAAUGUCUAAAAAAUAAA